CAAAAAUGGCUAGAACCAAGCAAACAGCAAGAAAGUCCACUGGUGGUAAGGCCCCAAGAAAGCAAUUGGCUUCCAAGGCCGCCAGAAAGUCCGCUCCAUCUACCGGUGGUGUCAAGAAGCCUCACAGAUAUAAGCCAGGUACCGUCGCCUUGAGAGAAAUCAGAAGAUUCCAAAAGUCUACUGAACUUUUGAUCAGAAAGUUGCCUUUCCAAAGAUUGGUCAGAGAAAUCGCCCAAGACUUCAAGACCGACUUGAGAUUCCAAUCCUCUGCCAUCGGUGCUUUGCAAGAAUCCGUCGAAGCCUACUUGGUCUCCUUGUUCGAAGACACCAACUUGUGUGCCAUUCACGCCAAGAGAGUCACUAUCCAAAAGAAGGAUAUCCAAUUGGCCAGAAGAUUGAGAGGUGAAAGAUCCUAAGUGGUCGGUGUCGGGAACAAACUUCAAUUCGUAUUCUGAUUCUUUUCAAUGUUUAUUUUGUAUAACGACUGUAUAUUAGUAUUAAUGUAUUAAUCAUGAGAUUAUCUUUG
Scheffersomyces stipitis CBS 6054 is the source of this 526-nucleotide messenger RNA. RefSeq names its product Hht21p (gene HHT21). Bases 6 to 416 code for a protein of 136 amino acids. Gene Ontology annotation, molecular function: protein heterodimerization activity; DNA binding; structural constituent of chromatin. Gene Ontology annotation, biological process: rRNA transcription. NCBI's taxonomy places the organism in Eukaryota, Fungi, Ascomycota, Pichiomycetes, Serinales, Debaryomycetaceae. Gene Ontology annotation, cellular component: nucleosome. The record is from RefSeq and is a predicted model, not a curated record. The transcript has a single exon.